This is a messenger RNA of Trichobilharzia regenti, 4644 nucleotides long. NCBI's taxonomy places the organism in Eukaryota, Metazoa, Platyhelminthes, Trematoda, Strigeidida, Schistosomatidae. The record is from the annotation of a GenBank genome assembly.
UCAUAAUGUACUGUAACUGCCAUAGAAACUGUUUCGAUUUGAAAUAGACAUGGCCGUACCCUUUUCUAACACAACUUUAAGAGUUCCACAUGGCUUUCCAAACUUGCUGGAGGGUCUCGCUCGAGAAGUGUUACGAUAUCAACCAAAAGACAUUUACGGCUUCGGCGCCAGAUAUUUCGAAGAACUUUUAAAAAAGAGAGAAGAAACGGGUAUCGAAGACUUGGCUCAGCUUGGAGCAAAACUAGAUGACAGAUAUUACAAUAAUAAAGCUUAUUGUACUGGUACUUGCAGUAUUAAUAAUGCUGAACAUCAAGAAGCCGCUGUACGUAUUCAAGCAGAAUAUCGUAGACAUUUGGCUGUUCAAGAGACUGAGCAUAUACGUGAAGAAAAUGCUGCGACACGAAUUCAAUGCAAUUAUCGGGGUUACAGAGAUAGAAAACUAGUGAAGUCAUUAAAAGAAAAGAAAGACAAUGAAGGCAUACAACAAGAAACUGAAAAACAAUCAGAACACUCUGAAUCAAGUAAUCAAGAAAAUAUCUUAUCAGAUACUUCAAGUUCAUUAAACAAUCAACAGAUUCCCAAAAAAUCUGAAGAAUUAAAAUAUAACACUACUGAAGCAGCUAUUAAAAUUCAAUCUAGUUAUCGAAAUCAUCUUGAAAGAAAACGUCGUCAAAGUAUCUCAAAAAUAAAACGAGCCUUAUCUAUUAUUGAUACUAAAGAUGAAAGUAUAAACGAAUCAGAUAGUGAAUCGAAUCAACAUCAUCACAAUUCAUCAUCAACAGAAACUUCAAGAUUUGAAUCAAGAGAAAAUCAAACCGUCAACGAAUCAUCUAUUGCAAAAACUCCUGAAAUAGAAGACAAUCGCAGUAACAAUUCUGUAGAAGACGAAAAAUCUUCUGAUAAAGUUGAUAACAAUAAAAUAUCAGUUCCAGAAGAAAAUUUAGAAUCAGAAGAACCGACAGUAGACGAAGUAACAGAAAAUUCUAACGAAAUAUUAACUGAAGAUAAAAGUAUUGCUGAUAAUACACAGUCAGAGGAUCAAACAAGUGAUAAAACACCAAGGAAAGAUGAAGUGGCCAUUUCAUCUUCAUUAUCGAGCAAGAUGUCUUCUGUAAAGCGAGCGCCAAUUCUUUGAACCAAACAGAAAUACUGACUUCACAUUAAUUUUGAAAAUCUGCACAAUGUCCUUAUGCAGAAUGAAGCUGUUUACCACACUGAUUUCAGACUAGUGUAGGUCUGUUUCGCUUUUACCAUCUUGCCCUUGUGAUAUCCUCAUAUGUGUAGCCUAUAGUUGCAACGAUGGCUCCUAGAUGUGUGACGUAGAGUGUGACCCUUCAAAUUUCUCCUGAUGGUGGUGAUUAGUGCUUAUUGUUGCUGUUGGUAGUCAGGUAUCUUUAUAGCCUCGGUGUGUUUUAUGUUCACUUGAUCUCCUAUCCUCGCUACCUCUUCAGCCAACUUGUUGGUUUUCGCUUGUAGAUUUUCGAAUUGUGUCAAAUUAUACACAAAUCAUCCACGAAGUCCAGAUCUUCCAGUAUCUCCUUAUUAGUUCAGCGUGUGGCUGUCUUUAUAGCAGCCAAAUACUCUUAAUUACUUGUUUGGUUACCUGAUAGUUUCGAAAAAAUAAUUUUUCCAGCUGCAUAAAAAAAGCCCCAACUUUAUUAUUUCAAGUGCUUAAGCUGCAUAAAUACAAAUGAAAUGGACAUUUGCUAACCUGGACAAAGUCAGUGUAUGAGCACACAUGUUACAUCAAGCACCAUUACGCUUCAAUUCACUUAAUCUUGUUUUAAUCAGAAGAGUUUAUUCACUAGAAAAGACAUAUAAGUCUGUGAUUACACCGAAUGAACACAUUUCAUAUAAACUAGAAUUCGACCUACUGAUUACUGGCUAGUCCUAUGUUUUGUAGUUGAUAAAUUACCACAAGUUUCAUGGAUUAGACAUUUUAACAAUCUAAACUUUAAUCUCUGUAGAUCAAGUUGCAUUGAGUUGUAAGGGUAAAAACCAUCAGAGAUUGUGUAAGAGAAAAUCUAAACAAUGUUCAGGUUACUUUGUUCAAUAAUGAAAUGUGAAUUGUUCUUUUGAAACGACAAGCAUGUAUAGAAGAGUGGAAUAUCUCUCUUAAAAAGUGCUUAAUAUAUCAAUAUAUGUGUAAACGUUGGGCACUGUGGUAGUAAGUAAUUCCAUAUAAGUUUGUUUUUUAGAUGUAUCACACAGCAAAACAAUAUUAUUUACUGGACGACAAUGUUUCGAACAAAAUUUAUUGUUCACAGUCAUAUCAGUUGUAAUCACACGACUUUGAAACUUGAGCUUUAUAGUCUUCUUUGUCCUCUUCUACUUGUCGUAGGGGUAGUAGAAUUCUCCAGAUUUCCAACUGGACAGAUGUUGAAUCAUUCCUAUUACACGUAUUUGCAGUUGAUUCGAUAAAUGAAGCUUCCGUUAUAAAUGUUUACAGGAAACAGAUAUUUGGACUUCAGAUCAUGGCAUCCUAUAUCAGUGAAAAUAGGAUUGGUGAAAUAUUUACGUAGUACGGCAGAAAAAAUAAGAAAUAUCAAGGAAAAUCUAAGACAGGAAGUGAGGCAUAUAAGAGAAUCUUUGAAACUUAAUAAUUACCCUGAUGAAUUAGUCAUAAAGUAUGUAGGCGAAUUUAAAAAUGAAAUAAAUAGUAACAGCAGUGAUAGUGAUAACAGUAAUAAUAAUAUUAAUAUUGAUGACAUACAUGCCAAAUAUGCGUAAGACAACACCAACAAUAAGGAACCUAAAUCAUCAGUAGUAAUUCCAUACGAGGAAGGAACCCCGGAAACCUUACGCAGAAUUAAUAACAAGGCAGGAAUAAAAGUGGUUGGCAUUCAAACCCACAAACCCAAUUAGAAACAAGCUUUGUCGGUUAAAGGAUCCUGUGGAGCCUUGUAGAACAGGGUCAGUGAGUCAGACUGACUGAGCAUAAAAACCUAGCAAAAUCUAGACAAGUUGACCCGAAUAAGAUAAGUAAUCUAGAGAAUAGUUCACCUAUACCACUCACUACAUGCAGUACACGCAACCAUACAAUAGGAUGGGAUAAGAUGACAGUUUUAAAAUCUUAUGUAACAGGGUGGAGGGAGAGAUUGAUUACGGAAGCUUUAUUUAUCGAACCAACUCCAAACACGUGCAAUGGGAAUGGUUCAACAGCUGUCCACCCGGACAUCUGAAAAAUUUACUGCCCCUACAACAAGUAGGAAAGAAUAAAGAAAACCAUAAAACUGAAUUUUCGAAGUCGUGUGACUGUAAUUGAUAUGAUUACGGACAAUAAAUUUUGUUCGAAACGUCAUCCAGUAAAUAAUAAUACUGUUUCAGUGUGUGAUACAUCUGAUCAACAAAGUAAUAGGGAAUUGCCUAAUAUAUCACAUGUAUACAGGUAACCACAUUACAUCAGACGGUAUUGUAGCUGAAGGGAGAUUAGAAAUUUUGUGAAAUAAACGGUUGUCGUUUGUCUUUGGUGCAAAAAUCAAAUAUUUUUCAAACUAUCAGGGGAUAAAUACAUUAGGCAAAGAUGUGCUGCACAUUUUUAUGUGACCUUUUAACAUCUAUAACUUAAAGGGAUAUUCAGCAGAGAUUCUUCUGUGGCUAAACUCCCAUUCGACCUAAUUACCAGUUGAUUAAGACAAAUAUAUUAGCAGUACAAACAACGGGUAAAUUAAUUAAUGAUAUUUUUAAAUCAAUACUGCUAAACAUACUUAAAACUUGUAUAGUGUGAAGCUAAACUCUGUGUACGCUAUGUACACUCAUUAGUGGUUGAAACAAAACGGUAAUAAAUCGACUAAUUCUCAAAGUAAGAGAAAACAUUUUAUGUCCAAAUGUAGGACGACAUACUGAAGUAUCUAAAAAUCAGCUAAAUGCUUAAAGAAAAGAAAACGAUUGUUUUGAAGUGACUUUUGAUUAAACAAUGAUUGGCAAAUGAUAAGUGUCGGAAAGCGGACUUUGUCCACACAUUUUGUUUACUUUCUGUCACUUGUCUUUUAUAAUACGAAUUGACUUAGAAUCAAGCAUAUAUUAUGCCUACAGUAAUAAAACAGUCACUGGGGUUAUAAGAGAAAGGAGUAAACAUCGGUUUCAUGAAAAAAAUUCACCAUAUAUAUGUCACUAAAUUUAACUUCAGCCUUCUCAACGAAAAAUUAGAGUACUCAUUUCAAUAUUUUAUACAGUUGUUUAAACGCCUACUCAGAUAGUCUAAAGCCACAAUGAAAAGGAUGCUAAAAUGAAACUGGGGAAUACAGAAGUGUAUCUUGAAACUUAACUUAACACAACACUAUGUUGAUUUGCUUUGCUUCACAAAUAACCAGUCGCUUCAUUUAAUUAUCAUUUAACUAAUGGAAAUAUGGAAGUAGAUUAUAAUUGUAUAUAGUCAAGAGACACAUAGUGAGGUGUAGACUAGAUGACUGAGAUCCUUGAAACGCCAAAAACUAGUAACUGAAGACUACUGGUGACGUGACUCAAAAUUGUCAUUAGUGAUGGAUAUUCAAGUGUUGAUUUGUAGGGAUUUGAUUGGUUACAGGAUUUCAUCAUACGCUGACAAUAGUUAGAGAACCACUGAGAAACCUGGGAGUACUGGAUAGCUGUUUCGUCCUAGUUUGGGACUCUUCAUCAGUACGCGCCCACCGGGGUCCGAACCCA